AUGAAGUUGGUGUGGCAGUGCCACAUUAAGGUCAAGGACCUGCAGGUCCAGUGCGUGGGUGUAAAUGGCCACAAUCGUUGGUCUGGUAGGGCCUCCAAGACCAUUCCCUUCAUGCAGGAGCUGAACCCCAUUCGGGUGCCCAAGGAGCCUGCACCCAUGUCCCACCCUGUCACCUCCAGUGACACAUCAUUGGAGGAGGGGACCUCAGGCCUUCAGUACCCUGCCCUGAACUCCUCCCCAGCUAUUGCCAUCACUGCAAUAGAUAUCAUCUCCAUGGUUAACACCAGAAGCAAAAAUCAAACUUCUGUCACAGAAUUCAUCCUCCUGGGGUUUGGCAAUAAAUAUGAACGGCAAGCUCUUGUCUUCAUGCUGUUUCUAGUGAUCUACGUUGUGACUGUGGCUGGGAACAUCCUCAUCAUUGUGCUGAUUUUGACUGAUCAGCACCUUCACACCCCCAUGUAUUUCUUCCUGGGGAACUUGUCCUUCCUGGAGACCUGUUACAGCUCCACCACCCUGCCCAGAGUACUGAUGAGUACCCUGACUGGUGAGAACCACAUUUCCUUCACAAGUUGUAUCACCCAGUUAUAUUUCUUUGGUGGCCUGGCAGCUACAGAAUGCUUUCUCUUCUCUGUAAUGUCUUAUGAUCGUUAUCUGGCAAUAUGUAAACCUCUGCAUUAUAUGGCUAUUAUGGAUAGUAAGCUUUGCUUGCAACUAGCAGCCGUCUCUUGGAUAAGUGGCUUUGUGGGUAAUACCGUAACUACUCUCUCCAUAACACAGUUGACUUUCUGUGGUUCCAAUGUAAUUGACCAUUUCAUCUGUGAUUUCAUCCCCGUGAUACAACUUGCCUGCAGUGAUCUCCACCUGAUGUACAUUUUGAUUUUUAUCUUCUCCAUACUAUUCACACUGAUGCCAUUUCUCUUAAUCUUGACGUCCUAUAUUUGCAUUAUCACCGUUAUCCUGAGAAUCCCUUCUAAUACGGGGAGGCAAAAGGCCUUCUCCACAUGCUCCUCUCACCUGAUUGUAGUGACAAUUUUUUAUGGGACCCUGAUUAUUGUCUAUAUGUUUCCAAGCACUCAUUCACUGAGAGACCUAAGCAAAAUGUUCUCAGUCACCUACACUGUUUUGACUCCCAUGGUUAACCCCCUCAUCUAUAGCCUGAGAAAUAAGGAAGUGAAAGAGGCCCUGAAAAAGCUGCCUAAAAUGUGUAGAUUUUACAACAACUGCAAUUUUUUUUAA
Alligator mississippiensis (American alligator) is the source of this 1236-nucleotide messenger RNA. Its product is annotated as olfactory receptor 6B1-like. The record is from RefSeq and is a predicted model, not a curated record. Bases 1 to 1236 code for a protein of 411 amino acids. Gene Ontology annotation, cellular component: membrane. Gene Ontology annotation, molecular function: G protein-coupled receptor activity; olfactory receptor activity. The transcript has 3 exons. Lineage: Eukaryota; Metazoa; Chordata; Crocodylia; Alligatoridae. Gene Ontology annotation, biological process: G protein-coupled receptor signaling pathway.